Linum trigynum is the source of this 2808-nucleotide messenger RNA. The record is from the annotation of a GenBank genome assembly. Lineage: Eukaryota; Viridiplantae; Streptophyta; Magnoliopsida; Malpighiales; Linaceae.
AUGGCAACAGUAGCUCCAGCCCCGAAUCCUCCGAGUCCUGCUGCUCCUACACCUUCCGGAACUGCAGGAUCACCCCCACCAUCCAUCUCAUCACCACCACCACAAUCAUCCUCUCCGCCACCUACUCAAUUAACAUCUCCACCUCCACAAGAUGAUCCUACACCGCCGCCACCAUCAUCAAAACCUCCACCACCAGCAACACCAUCGACUCCACCGCCAUCUAAUUCACCUCCUCCUAGUUCUCCACCACCAUCACAACCUUCUAAUCCACCACCUACACUGCCUCCUCCAGCACCACCAUCUGAACCACCCACAAGUGCUUCUCCACCUUCGCCAUCACCACCGCAGCCACCACCAAAUUCGCGUCCUCCACCACCACCACCAUCCACGCCUGCCCCUGAUAUCCAACCUCCACCAUCAUCUAGUCCACCUGAAAGUUCACCGCCACCACCACCACCACCAGAAACCUCAUCACGACCACCUAGCAGUUCACCCUUACCACCUAGGAGUUCACCUCCUCCACCACCAACUUCAAUUCCACCAAGAAGUUCACCUCCACCUCCAAGUAAUGCUUCAUUGCCUCCUACUACCCCUACCCGACAGUCACCACCUUCUGGACCAAAUUCUACUCAAUCUACUCCACCACCAGUAAUCAGACUGUCUCCACCUCCUCCGUCACGGAAUUCUCCAUCAUCCACUUCUCCCCCAUCAUCUGUGAACAAUGAUACUAUUCCGAAUGCACCUUCUAAUCAAAACGGCGGAAACAGUGGUAUUGGUACUGGUGCUAUUGUGGGUAUUGGAGCAACUGCAGGAAUCUUAAUGCUCAGCCUUAUUUUGGUGAUCGCUUGGUGCUUAAAGAAACGCAGGAGAUCUGUCUCCAGAGUCAAUGGCGAUUAUGUGAUGCCUUCACCUUUUGCAUCCUCCCCUAUAUCAGAUUCCAGUAACACAAAGACCCACUCUACUACAGCUCCCCUGAUGGACAGUGCUUCUAGCAGUGACUUCAUUUCUUCACCAGCAGAGCCUGGUGAACUGGGGCACUCAAGGUCUUUGUUUACAUAUGAAGAAAUGGUAACAGCAACCAAUGGCUUUUCGACCCAGAAUUUAUUGGGUGAAGGUGGAUUUGGAUGCGUAUAUAAAGGUUGCCUACCAGAUGGGAGAGAGGUUGCAGUGAAGCAACUCAACAUACGAGGAAGCCAGGGUGAAAGAGAAUUUAGAGCUGAAGUUGAUAUCAUAAGUCGAGUACACCAUCGUCAUUUGGUUUCACUUGUCGGUUAUUGCAUCUCGGACAGCGAAAGAUUGCUUGUGUAUGAAUAUGUCCCUAACAAUACCCUUGAUUUCCAUCUCCAUGAGGAAGGUAUACCUGUUUUGGACUGGCCACAUCGUAUCAAAAUAGCUGCAGGUGCAGCUCGUGGAUUAGCUUAUCUGCACCAAGACUGUAAUCCUCGGAUUAUUCAUAGGGAUAUCAAGUCGUCAAACAUUCUUUUGGAUAUCAACUUUGAAGCCAAGGUUUCAGAUUUUGGUCUUGCCAAGUUAAACCCUGAUGCCUAUACACAUCUGACAACACGUGUUAUGGGAACUUAUGGAUAUGUCGCCCCAGAGUAUGCAACAAGUGGCAAGUUAACUGAGAAGUCUGAUGUAUACUCAUUUGGAGUUGUGCUCUUGGAGUUAAUCACUGGGCAGAAGCCACUGGAUCCUACCCAGUCGCCAGGAAAAGAGAGUCUAGUUGAACGGGCACGACCUUUCAUGAGCCAUGCACUAGUCAGCGGCGAAUUAGGAGGUCUAAUCGACCCAAGGCUUGACAAGAACUAUGUUGAAGAAGAGAUGUUCAGGAUGAUUGAGGCUGCUGCAGCCUGUGUUCGCCAUUCUGCUGCCAAGAGGCCUCGCAUGGAACAAAUUGUCAGAGCUCUCAGCGAUAUAGCUGCAGCAGAUUUAACCAACGGAAUGAAAAUUGGAGAGAGUGAGGUAAUCAGAACACCAGAAGAGUCGGAGCAGUUUAGACUCAUGCAAAGGAUGGCAUUUGGCAGUCGAGAUUUUAGUUCAGCUUUGCCACCCAUGGCAGCUACGGAGGACUGCAACCAAAUGGCUGCAGACUGUGUAGUGGUAUCCUGCUGCUGCCAAUGCUUGUUCCUGCAGUUCCUCAUCUACGUGUUCCUCAAGCUACCAAGGAGGCUGCUCGAGCGAACAAGGGACUACGCGAGAAAGAAGCUGAUGAAGAUGAGGAGCAGGAAGAAAAUAGAGACAGAGCUAGUGGGGAGAAGAACUGCCAAGUUCGGAGAAAUCUCUGCUGAUGUAUACAACACCGAAGAAUCCAUGUGCAUUGACAUAGGCCUGUUAGAGGAGUUCAAGAAAUCCAAUGCCGAUAAUAAGAACAUCAUUGAACAUGUGCAGAUGGGUGAAGAUCGUCAUCAAUGCAUUGAGGAAAUAGAGAGGGUGUUGGAUGAGUACCACGCUAGAGGUGAGUUUGGGUUUGGGAGCUUUUGGAGGAAGGAAGUGUGCAAAAUGGGCUCACCAUCUUCCUCGUCGUCAUCAUUCUCAUCAUCGUCGCCAAUGUCUUGGGGAAGAUCAACAAUGGCUUCUCCACGUCCAUCACAUAAUUCGACUUCAUCAUCGACGGGAAGGAGUAGUGGUGGAGGUAAAAAGCAGAAGAAGAGGAAGGAGUCGGGGGGUUUGAGAGUUGUGCAGUUUGAAUUGAUUGAAAUUGUUCAUUCUUUAUCACGUUCAUCAUAUGGAUCGUUUCAGAAGAUUGAAAAGUUGCUAGAUUAUGAGAAAUCACCUUCAGGGAUUUGGAGAAACAUCAAUACAUCAUGA